This is a messenger RNA of Microthlaspi erraticum, 393 nucleotides long. The record is from the annotation of a GenBank genome assembly. Lineage: Eukaryota; Viridiplantae; Streptophyta; Magnoliopsida; Brassicales; Brassicaceae.
AUGGAACAUCUCUUCUUAGUUGUCUUGGUGACUUUGAGCUUCGGAUUUUCAGAAGCUUCCAUUCAGCUCUACAGGAACGAGGAGUUCACUGCAGGCACGAAUUCCCGCUACUUCCACGGCGGGAGUGAGGCUGUACACGCUUCAACGGCGGAUGAUCCCGCCUACAUCCGUAUAGAGGCGAAAAUGUUGCCUGAGACAGUCAUUGUGAACAAGACUGGUCUAUACGACAUUUACUUUCUGAUAUGCGACAAGGAUUUGGAGGGUACCACAGUGACAGGAAGAUCAAUGUGGAGGAGUCCUGGAGGUUACUUGUCGGCAAAAGACGCUCCAUUGCUCACCUUCAUCGGCGUGAUAGUCAUUUGGUACAUGUCCAUUCUCCUGGAGUGUAAGUGA